Messenger RNA from Dendrobium catenatum, 1087 nucleotides. Its product is annotated as transcription factor bHLH93. Gene Ontology annotation, molecular function: DNA-binding transcription factor activity; sequence-specific DNA binding; protein dimerization activity. The transcript has 4 exons. The record is from RefSeq and is a predicted model, not a curated record. Gene Ontology annotation, cellular component: nucleus. Bases 28 to 906 code for a protein of 292 amino acids. Gene Ontology annotation, biological process: regulation of DNA-templated transcription. NCBI's taxonomy places the organism in Eukaryota, Viridiplantae, Streptophyta, Magnoliopsida, Asparagales, Orchidaceae.
GCCAUCACUUCACAUCCAAACAAGCCAAUGGAGCUCGACGAGCAAGCCUUCUUAGAAGAUCUCCUCGCCCUCCGCCGCCCGGACGCUUGGGAUUCUGGCGAUCUCUUCGGCGCCGAGCAAAUCCAGCCCUUCGAUUGCUUCUCCGACGCCCCUUCCAUCUACCCGCCCCUCGACUGCUUCAAUACGGACGCUUAUUGCCAAAUGCUCGCCGGCGGCGGUAUGUGCGCUUACUACUCCGCCUUCCCUCCCGACAUUCCGCCGGCUAUUCCUCCAGAAAUGUCUUGCAAAGUGGAGUUGCCUUCGUCGGCGGCGGUGACGGCGACGGCGACUGAUGCGCCGCCAACCACGGUGGAGCGGAGGAAGAAGAAGGUAGAUGGCAUGCCAUCUAAAAAUCUAAUGGCGGAGCGGCGAAGGCGGAAAAGGCUUAAUGAUCGACUCUCGAUGCUUCGAUCUGUUGUUCCUAAGAUCAGCAAGAUGGACAGAACAUCGAUAUUAGGGGACACCAUUGAUUAUAUGAAGGAGCUGCUUGAGAAAAUCAAGAGAUUGCAGGAGGAUACAGAAGCAGGUGGAGCUGAGCAAGCCAAUCUUCUUGGCCUUUUCAAGGACCUAAAUCCCAAUGAGAUCUUAGUAAUGGAUGUUCAUGGCUUCCAGUUCGACGUCGAAAGGCGUGAGGGCGAUACGAGGAUAGAGAUAUGCUGCGCGGCGAAGCCGGGAUUGCUGCUGUCGACCGUGAACACGCUGGAGGCGUUCGGCCUUGAUAUCCAGCAGUGUGUUGUCAGCUGCUUCAAUGACUUUGGAUUGCAGGCUUCUUGCUCUGAGAAUAUGGAGCAGAGAGCAGUGAUGAGCUCUGAAGAUAUAAAACAAGCUUUGUUUAGGAAUGCAGGCUAUGGAGGAAAGUGUAUGUAGGAGAGGAAGGAAGAAGAUGGAAGCCAUAUUUGUUGGGGAAUAAUUGGGAACAGUGGUUAGCUGGUUUUCCUCCAUAAACACUGUACUGAUGUUAAUUAAUUGGAUUUUAGCAGGAGGAUAAAGGUGAUUAAUAUGUUAAUUACGUUUGUUAAUUAAUUAUUGAUUACCUUUUUGAUCUGUA